UGGCCCGCGCCGGAAGGCGGAAGUGCCGCGGCGUUUCCCGUCUGUGGCGGAGCCGCCGCCGGGCGAGCGCGGCCGGGAGAGACGCGGAGAGCCCCGGGAGGCACCGGGCCAGCAGCGGGACAGCAGCGGGCAGGCACACACAGGCAACUCAGGCACUGUGAGAGCGCGGCGGGCCGCGGCGGCGAGGCCCGGUGAGGCCCGGUGCGGCCUAGCGCGGCCCGGUGCGGCCUAGCGCGGCCCGGCGCGGCCUAGCGCGGCCCGGCCCGGGGCGAGGCGGCUCCGCCGGGGCCUGGCCGGGCUGGGCGCGGGUUGGGCACCGCGGGAAGAGGAAGAGGAGGAGGAGGAGGAAGGCGGCGGCCCCCGGCAUGGCGGCGCUGGGCGGCCCCGGCUCGCGGCCGGACCCGGUGGAGACGCUGCAGGAGGAGGCGAUCUGCGCCAUCUGCCUCGACUACUUCGCCGACCCGGUGUCCAUCGGCUGCGGGCACAACUUCUGCCGCGGCUGCAUCUCCCGCCUCUGGGCCCGCGGCGGCGCCGAGCCCGGCCAGGGCGGCUCCGGCGGCGGCGCCGAGCUGGGCGAGGAGGAGGAGGAGGAGGAGGAAGACGAGGACGAGCUGGAGGAGGAGGACGAGCUGGACGUGGAGCAGGAGGAUGAGGAGGAUGAGGAAGGCGGCGUGGGCGCGGAGGAGGACGACGACAUGUGGGAGGAGGAGGAGGAGGAGGAGGAGGAGGAAGGCGAGCUGUGGGGAGAAGGAGCUGAGGACGAGGAGGAGGAGGAAGAGGAGGAAGAAGAGGAGGAAGAACCCGCCGUGUGGGCCGGGGGCGGCGCCGCGCCGGGCGGGGGGGGGCUUUACUUGGACGACGAGGACGUGAUGGAGGAAGACGUGGAGGAGGAAGAGGAGGACGACGAUGACGAAGAGGAGGAUGAGGAUGAGGAGGAAGAGGAAGGGCGGCGCCGCGCCGUCUUCACGUGCCCGCAGUGCCGCAAGUCCUUCCUGCAGCGCUCCUUCCGCCCCAACCUGCAGCUGGCCAACAUGGUGCAGAUCAUCCGGCAGCUGCACCCGCGGCCCCCGCGCCCCCCGGGCACCCCCCCGGGCACCGGCGGCGCCCCCGGGGGACCCCCCGAGCUCUGCGAGAAGCACCAGGAGCCGCUGAAGCUCUUCUGCCAGGUGGACGAGGCGGCCAUCUGCGUGGUGUGCCGCGAGGCGCGCGGCCACCGGCAGCACAGCGUGGUGCCGCUGGACGAGGCGGUGCAGGACUGCAGGGAGCAGAUGCAGGCGGAGAUGCAGGAGCUGGAGGCGGAUUUCGAGGUGCUGCAUCGCUUCCUGGCGGGCGAGCAGGUGCUGCUGCUGCGGCAGCUGCAGGAGCGGCACGAGGCGCUGCUGGCGCGGCAGCGCCGCAACCUCGGCGCGCUGGAGGAGCGCGGGGCCGCGCUGCGGCGCCUCAUCGCCGACGCCGAGGCUGCGGGCAGGCAGGACGGGCUGCAGCUGCUCAAGGACAUCAAGGGCACCUUCAUCAGGUGUGAGAACAUCAAAUUCCAGGAGCCCGAGAUGGUGCCGGUGGACGUGGGGAAGAAAUUCAGGAAUUGUUUCCUGCAGGACGUGGUGAUGAGGAAGAUGGAAAAGGUCUUCAGCAAAGUGCCCCAAGGUGGGGGGGAAAGGGGGAAAUUUGGGGUUAAAGGAGGGGAAAUGGGGGCCUCAGAGGAGCGGGAAUUGAGGGGUGAAAACCUGGAAAAGAGGGGAAAUUUGGGGUCAAAGGAGUGGGAAUUGGGGGUCGGAGGGAUUGGAGAUUGGGGGUUAAAGGGGGGGAAAUGGGGGCCUCAGAGGAGCGGGAAUUGA
Molecule: messenger RNA, 1835 nt
Organism: Onychostruthus taczanowskii (white-rumped snowfinch)
Lineage: Eukaryota; Metazoa; Chordata; Aves; Passeriformes; Passeridae
Gene: TRIM41
Product: tripartite motif containing 41
Exons: 4
Coding region: 366-1835 (489 amino acids)
Molecular function (GO): zinc ion binding
Source: RefSeq, a predicted model, not a curated record